AUGACCCAACACAGUGAGACUUCAAUGAGUGAUCAUUCGGAGGUAUCUGUGACACCGCCACCGUUGGCUGUUAGUAAAAUGCUUGAAUUUGCGAGUUCAACACAAAAUUUUGGUUUUUUAAAUUUAGAGCGAAGCAGAAAUAUGUUGGCGGCUCCAUUAGCCGCCUUGCAUACAAUGACUGAAAUGAAAAGUUCAAGUAAUGGGAAUGGCACGUUAGGGAAUCCUCACGGUAUCGACCAUAUUUUGUCGCGACCGUCGCAAACGACUACCGCUAAUAACACAUCCACAAAUCAUUUACACUUUCCAGCGAAUUUAGCAUUCGCUGCACAUAACAGUUUGGGAAUGACCACGUCCACUGUGGACGGGUCACAUACAUCACAACCGGGUUCGGGUAGUCCUGCAUCCGCUACAGCUGGCUUACGCGGUUUUAAUAUUGCAGCCGCUGCGUUCUUUCAACAUCAUGCAAACAAUGCGGCUGUACAAGCUGGCAAAAGUGCAAAUCCAAGUGCUGGUAGUAUUUAUUGGCCAGGCUUUCAAGGUCUUGUUGCAAAUCCAAUGGCAUGGAGAGAUCGACUUAGCACAGGUACUGCAUUGAAUAAUGCCAAUGAAAAAGAUUCCAAAAAAAAACAUACGAGGCCAACGUUCUCUGGACAACAGAUCUUCGCAUUGGAGAAAACUUUCGAACAAACCAAAUACCUGGCUGGUCCUGAACGAGCUAAAUUAGCGUAUGCCUUAGGCAUGACUGAAUCACAAGUAAAAGUAUGGUUUCAAAAUAGAAGGACAAAAUGGAGAAAAAAGCAUGCUGCUGAAAUGGCAACAGCAAAACGGAAACAGGAAGUUUUACACAAUCAAACAGAUGAGAAUAGUGACAUGUUAUCAGACGACGAAGAUACUGGUAAACGACAAAGAAGACAUUAG
This is a messenger RNA of Chrysoperla carnea, 918 nucleotides long. RefSeq names its product homeobox protein Nkx-6.2-like. Gene Ontology annotation, biological process: cell differentiation; regulation of transcription by RNA polymerase II. The transcript has 4 exons. Lineage: Eukaryota; Metazoa; Arthropoda; Insecta; Neuroptera; Chrysopidae. The record is from RefSeq and is a predicted model, not a curated record. Gene Ontology annotation, cellular component: nucleus. Bases 1 to 918 code for a protein of 305 amino acids. Gene Ontology annotation, molecular function: RNA polymerase II cis-regulatory region sequence-specific DNA binding; DNA-binding transcription factor activity, RNA polymerase II-specific.